Messenger RNA from Arabidopsis thaliana (thale cress), 833 nucleotides. RefSeq lists its product as uncharacterized. Bases 158 to 445 code for a protein of 95 amino acids. The record is from RefSeq and is marked reviewed. Lineage: Eukaryota; Viridiplantae; Streptophyta; Magnoliopsida; Brassicales; Brassicaceae. The transcript has a single exon.
CUCUCUUUCUCUAUAAAUCUUCAAUCUCAAACUCAUCUUCAAAUCUUGACACAUCCUCAAGAGCGGAAAAAAAAUAAAAAAAUCUUUACCACGACCUAUUAACUUUUGUCUGAUCAAAAAUCUUAUAAUCGAGUAUUUUUCUUAUCUAUUACAACCAAUGGAUGGAGGCUUGGGAACGAUGUUGAUGAAGGUUGCCUUAUUUGCCCUAGUUCAAGGUUUGGUGUAUCUCAUCCUCUUGAAAUCGUCGAGGGUUUUUGCUAGAUCGAAUUCGUUGAAAAGGGCUUACAGUUUCCGACCGAUGAGGUCAGUCAGCAUCCGUCGGAUUCUGGCGGCGCUUCAGGAUAUUCCUGCUGGCGACGAUAUGUCUCCUUCAUCUAACGGGUCCUCUUCUUCUUCGCAAGAUGAGGCAGCAACAACAACAACUACAUCAUCAUCACCAUCUUAGGCAGCAACAAGAACAACUACACGGCAUUAUUUGAUUUAUUUUUCAUUUUCUUUUAGAUUGUCUCGUUAAUUUGAUGUAAGAUUCAUAAGUACUCCAUCUCUAUGUACAUAUGUAUGAUUAGUUUAGAUGUUGAUCAAUUCCAUAGUAUUAAGCGUGCCGUACGAAGUAUAGUCCAAAGAGAUUUAGCAUAAUCUUGAUUAGUAAUUUUAUAUUUAACUAAACAUAUUUAUCGAUUGAUGUUUUAUUUAUUUGAAUUUGGUGAAACAUUUACAUCCUCACCAAGCGUGAAGGGAAAUGUAUUUUUCAAUUCAAUACAUAUUUCUCAAACAAUGAUUGAUAAUUUGCAAAGGAAAUAAGACCAUAUCAGAAGAGAGAAGAAAUAUAAGAG